This is a messenger RNA of Sphenostylis stenocarpa, 699 nucleotides long. The record is from the annotation of a GenBank genome assembly. NCBI's taxonomy places the organism in Eukaryota, Viridiplantae, Streptophyta, Magnoliopsida, Fabales, Fabaceae.
AUGAAUCAAAACCAGCUUCAGCCCCUGCCUCUGCUUAGUAGCUUCCUAGGUUCAUCUCCCCAAGAAGCUUUGCUACAAAACCAAAACCCUAAAGCAUACCAUGGUCAAGUUGAGGACGUCACUGUGGCCUUACACAUAGGCCUCCCCAACAAUUCAAGUGGCUCCACCAAUAAUCAUGGAUUUGUGAAUGCCACUACUCAAGUUCCUAGCAACUACUGGAUACCAACUCAAGAACAGAUCCUCAUUGGGUUUAGCCAUUUCUCUUGUCCUGUCUGCCUCAAAACCUUCAACCGCUACAACAAUCUUCAGAUGCAUAUGUGGGGGCACGGGUCACAGUAUCGCAGAGGCCCAGACUCGCUGAAGCGAACUCAUCCACGACCGUUGUUGGACAUUCCCUGCUACUGUUGCUCCAGAGGAUGCAAGAACAACAUCGAUCACCCACGUGCGAAGCCUCUCAAGGACUUCCGCACCCUUCAGACGCACUUCAAGAGGAAGCACGGCGCCAAGCCCUUCACGUGCCGCAAGUGCGCCAAGCCUUUGGCCGUCAAAGGUGACUGGCGAACCCAUGAGAAAAACUGCGGCAAACGCUGGCUCUGCAUUUGUGGCUCCGACUUCAAACAUAAGAGGUCCCUCAAAGACCACAUCAAAGCCUUUGGCUUUGGUCACACCCCUUUCUCUUCUUCCUCUGAUGCCAUGUAA